CAAGCAACUUCUGAAGAGCUUUCCUCUGCUGUCCUGUUAAUAUGAUGUGUCUUCAUGCACUAUUACUCUGCAAAAAUAGGAGCCAUUAGGAAUUUUUAGCACUUUGAGGUACAACAAUGAUGGCUCAAUUGCUUUUCUGGUGGAUUCUAAAAGGGCUUUUUCUGUCUUUUCUGCUCAAAACUGCUCUGUCCCUAAACCCAGAUGAUCCGAAUGUUUGUAGUCAUUGGGAAAGCUAUGCUGUGACAGUACAGGAAUCCUAUGCUCAUCCUUUUGAUCAGAUCUAUUAUACAAGAUGUACUGACAUACUGAACUGGUUCAAGUGCACUAGACACAGAAUAAGUUAUAAAACGGCGUAUCGAAGAGGACUAAGAACGAUGUACCGGCGCAGAUCUCAGUGCUGUCCCGGAUAUUAUGAAAGUGGAGACUACUGCAUACCACUCUGCACAGAGGAGUGUGUGCAUGGAAGAUGUGUUUCUCCUGACACUUGUCAUUGUGAACCAGGAUGGGGAGGUACUGAUUGCUCUAGUGGUGAGUAAAGAUUGCAAAAAUGUAAUAAAGAUAUAUACUGCUAUUAAAAAUUGUAGGAAACAAAGCAGUGGCCUUAGAAAUUGGGUGCUUUAAAUGGAAAUUGAAGCUUGUCAGUUGGUUAUUUUGCAGUGAUUAAUGUGUGAUAUUAC
Molecule: messenger RNA, 677 nt
Organism: Phasianus colchicus (ring-necked pheasant)
Lineage: Eukaryota; Metazoa; Chordata; Aves; Galliformes; Phasianidae
Source: RefSeq, a predicted model, not a curated record